Molecule: messenger RNA, 9618 nt
Organism: Candoia aspera
Lineage: Eukaryota; Metazoa; Chordata; Lepidosauria; Squamata; Candoiidae
Gene: LNPEP
Product: leucyl and cystinyl aminopeptidase
Exons: 18
Coding region: 351-3422 (1023 amino acids)
Biological process (GO): peptide catabolic process; signal transduction; proteolysis
Cellular component (GO): cytoplasm; plasma membrane
Molecular function (GO): peptide binding; metalloaminopeptidase activity; zinc ion binding
Source: RefSeq, a predicted model, not a curated record
GGUUGAGGGCCGAGGCUGGCUUUGGAGUCAAGCCGCCGGAGUCGUUUGGCUGGGAGGGGAACCGAGCCGACUGGGCAGCGGACCAGCGGUUCCCCCCGGGGCCGUCCCCCUGCUCCCGUCAUAGGGCUUGUUAUUCUGUUGGCAGCAGCGACUGAGCCUGCAUGAAGCCUCUCUGCGACCACAGGGCCGGCAGUCGCGUCGCCCUCGGUAACAUGCAGCUGCGGGAGGAGGAGGAGCAGGUCAAGGCGUGAGGAGGAGCCGCGGCGGGUUCUGCUUUUUGUUUGUUUUGGUUUCGGACGUGUCUUUCUUUUCCUCCCGGUUCGUGCUUUGGUUCGCCUCACAGGAGGAAAAUGGAGUCCUUCCCCAGUAGCGAUCGAGUUCAGUUACCUAGAAAUAUGAUUGAAAACAGCAUGUUUGAGGAAGAGCCUGAUGUGGUUGACUUGGCUAAAGAGCCUAGCUUGCAUCCUUUGGAGCCCGAUGAAGUAGAAUAUGAACCAAGAAGUUCUCGUCUUCUUGUACGUGGUCUUGGAGAUCAUGAAAUGGAUGAGGAUGAAGAGGAUUAUGAAUCAUCAUCAGCCAAACUUCUGGGAAUGUCUUUCAUGAAUAGAAGCACUAGCCUGCGUAAUAAUAUGGCUGGUUAUAGACAGCGUUCAAAUGGAUCAUGUUCUGCUCCAUCUGUUAGGACCACAGUAAUCUGUGUAGUUGUUCUUGUGAUUGCUGUCUCUGUAAUAAUGGCAAUCUAUCUUCUCCCCAAGUGCACUUUUACCAAGGAAGGUUGUCACAACAAAAACCACACAAUGGAAGAUAUAUAUCCUUUGGCAACUAAUGGAAAGCCUUUUCCAUGGGCUCAUUUUAGGCUUCCAGGUGCUAUUGUUCCAGUACAUUAUGAUAUCGUUCUGCAGCCAAAUCUAACCACAAUGAGAUUUACAGGUUCUGUUCGGAUAACUGUGGACGUUAUUCAGGUUAUUACGCAUAUCAUACUUCAUAGUUCAAAGCUUAAUAUUACCAAGGUAACCCUUGCUUCACUGGGUUCAAGCCAGCCAAAACCAGCAGAUUUUCUGGAAUAUCCAAUGAAUGACCAGAUUGCAAUUAUAGCUCCAGAAGCUCUUCUUGCUGGACAAAGAUAUAACAUCAGCAUGGAGUAUUCCUCUAAUUUAUCAGACACUUACUCUGGCUUUUAUAAAAUUGCCUUUAAGAAUAACAACUUAACAAGUUGGCUUGCAGCAACUCAGUUUGAGCCCCUGUCAGCAAGAGCGGCAUUCCCUUGCUUUGAUGAACCAGCAUUGAAAGCCACUUUUCAAGUCAAAGUCAAGAGAGAACAACAACACUGUGUUCUUUCAAAUAUGCCAAAGACAUCAUCCAACCGACUGGCAAAUGGAUUAUUUCAAGACGAAUUCUCUGUGAGCUUGAAAAUGAGCACUUACUUAGUAGCUGUCAUUGUUGGAAAUCUGGCAUGUACCAGUAAGGACACAAAUGAGACUGUGGUAUCUGUCUGUGCUGUACCACAAAAGCUGGGGCAGACUGAAUAUGCUUUGAACGCAGCAGUGAAGCUUCUUGAAUUUUACCAGAAUUAUUUUAAUGUAACAUACCCACUUAACAAAAUAGAUUUGGUAGCUCUUCCAGAUUUUCAGGCUGCAGGUAUGGAAAACUGGGGUUUGAUCACUUUUCGAGAGACAGCACUCCUUUAUGAUAAUAAUACCUCUUCAGCAAUUGAUAAAAAGAGAGUAACAGCAGUAAUUGCUCAUGAGCUAGCCCACCAGUGGUUUGGCAAUCUGGUAACAAUGAAGUGGUGGAAUGACCUGUGGCUGAAUGAAGGAUUUGCUACUUUUAUGGAAAAUCUUGCCAUGAAGAUGGUCUUUCCAGACUUGUAUAUGGAUGACAUUUUUUUAAAUCUGCAAUUUAAAGCCAUGGAGAAAGAUUCCAUGAAUUCAUCUCACCCAGUUUCCCUAGCUGUCAACUCAUCAGCAGAGAUUGAACAAAUGUUUGAUGUAGUCUCCUACAUCAAGGGAUCUUCUCUCUUGUUUAUGUUAAAAAAUUAUCUUCAUAAAGAUGUUUUCCAAGCUGGCAUUCAGAUCUAUUUGCAUGACUACAGAUAUGGUUCCACAUGCAGUGAUAACUUAUGGGACAGUAUGAAUAAGGUGACACAUGGAGCAGCUGAUGUAAGAACAAUUAUGAACACUUGGACAAUUCAGAAAGGAUUUCCAUUGGUGACAGUCACAAGGGAAGGAAAAAAAAUCCAUUUGAAUCAGGAAAGAUUUGUGCAUAAUACAGAAUUGGAAAAUCAGAUCUUAUCUUCAAGCUUUCUCUGGCAGAUUCCUCUUUCUUACAUCACCAACAAUGACAGCUCUGCAUCGCAGACAUACUUACUGGAUAAAAAGUCAGGUGUAAUUGACUAUCCUCAUGAAAUAGAGUGGAUGAAGUUCAAUGUGAAGGCAAAUGGUUACUAUAUUGUGCAUUAUGCUGAUAAUGACUGGAUUGCUCUAAUUGAACUACUGAAGACAAAUCCCAGUAUUUUUGAUCCCAAAGACAGAGCCAAUUUGAUCCAUAACAUAUUCAUUCUGGCUAGGAUAGGAAAAGUCCCUUUGGCCAUGGCUUUCAAUCUGUUAGACUAUAUAGUGAAAGAAAACAGCACUGCUCCAAUCAUGCAAGCUUUGCACCAAAUCAGUCGUAUUUUCAAUCUAGUUCAGAAACGGGGAAUCCUGGACCUCUCAUCCAGAGUGUUGUAUAGGAUUGAAAAAUUAUUUGGAGACAAGAUUGAACAAGCAUGGAACAAUAAUAAGACCCUCGCAGAACUAGAGCUACAGUCAAGUCUACUAGGUUUUGCCUGUUCCUGUGGUUUAGGGAACUGUAGUUCAAUUGCUUCUAACCUAUUUAUCACAUGGAAGGAAUCCAAUGGGACAGGAAGCCUGCCAACAAAUGUUAUGAAGAUUGUAUUCACAGCUGGAGCAAAAACUGAAACUGGCUGGCAAUUCCUUUUAAAGAUGUAUUCCUUUGUAGAUUCUGAGCCAGAAAAACUCAAAAUACUUGAAUCUCUGGCCAGCACAAAUGAUGUUCACAAACUCAUCUGGUUAAUGCAAGCUAGCCUGCAAGGAGUCGUAAUCAGAUCACAGGAUCUUCCAACUGUCAUAAAAACUAUCAGUCAAAAUUUGCCUGGACAUUUAUUGGCAUGGGAUUUUGUCAAAGAAAGUUGGGAUCAGCUUAUCAAAAAGUUUCACCGUGGAUCAUACACUAUUCAAAGCAUUGUAACUUCAACAACAUAUCAAUUCUCAACACUGGAGCACCUGCUUGAGGUUAAGACAUUCUUUGAAUCAAAGUCAGAGGAAACUGCUCAGUUGCGAUAUGUACAAGAAGCUAUGGAGACAAUUCAACUGAAUAUCCAGUGGAUGGAAAAAAACUUGGCACUCCUGGAAAAAUUGCUAUAGUAAUCACAAUUCUCUUACAGCUUAUAUUAGUCACUAGGAAUGCUGCAACCCUUGGUCUUUUGCUUUUGCAAAAAAAAAAAAAAAAAGUUAAACAUGAGCAAUGCAAUUUUUGUUUUUUGCACUGUGAGAGAGGGUUCUAGUUAGCUCAGGGUUCAUCUCUUCUGAAUUGGCUCUCUUUGGAGUAUUUAUGGACUGGACAUAGAUGCUAAUUAGGGAAAAGCUCAUUGAUUGACCAGACAUUUACACCAAACAAGGAUACUGUAAUAACUUUUAAAAUUGAGGUACAGCUCCCUUCCAUUGUAGGAAAACGGAAUUCCAUUUCUACAUAUAGAGUACAUUUUUACUUCAUGAAAAGACAAGAGAGCAAGACAAACACUCCUGAGACCUGCUAUUUCUCUGCAAAAUUCAGUUUGGUCUUUCUCACUGUGCAUGGUUUCUUGAAUUGUAAAUAUUGUCCCUGCUAUAAAGCAUUUUUUUUCCAUCACCAUUAUAAGCAGGGGCUAAAACACAAUUAAUGAAGGUGAACAGGUGAAGUCAAAAGUUAGGGUUGGGGGAGUUCUGGGUUUUGAUUUAUCUAAGUAUUUUCUAGAAAUUAUGCAAAUAGCAGAAUUUUUGUUCUUUCGUUGCCUACAACAUGGCUAGAUGUUACUAGUACUAUGUACUGAAUAAGUUGAAUUACCUUUUGUAAACACAAAGUAAAAUGUUAAGAGAGCUGUGCUGAACCACCCCAUAGAAGUUUUCAAACAGGUUCUAAAUUAUAGCUUGGAAAAUGUUUAUAUCGUGAAAUGGUUGUGUCCAGUAAUUCCCUUUCCCCAAGUAUCCAACAAAUCUAAAGUUUACAUUUAUGAAUAUGUAUUUUUCCUCAAGUAGUUUACACAUUUAUGUGUGUAAAUACUUAGAAGUGAAUCUAUCAGUCUUGCCCACAAAGCUGCCAAAAAGCACAAGUAGCUGGUAACAUUACUGUACUAUUGGCAAGGAAAAGAAGUUGUUCCAACCUUCUGCGAUAAGAGAUCUUCUUGAAGACCCCAUUAAGUUUUCAGAUUCCAGUUUUGUUUCUCACUUUGAUGUAGCUGCUUAGAAGAAUGUAGUACACUGUUUCAUCAAUUUCAGAAUUAUCAGCUUGGGAAUUUCCUGGUUUCAAUUCCUUUUCAAUGAUGUUUCGCACUGUUCUGUAAAUAGAUAUUUCUGAAAAUAGACCAUGCCUAUGCUUUGACCAAAGUCGAUAUUUGUCAGAUCAUGAGACAUACUAUUUGUGUCACCCAUCCUUGUUCUAAAACCAAAAAUAAAGCAUGCCAGAUUGAAUAUUACAACUAUCCCACACUUGUGAAACUCUUCUACUCUGUGCUGAUUUUUUAUAGUAAAGUAAAUAACUGGCAUUUGAGACAUUAUUGUCAAUAGUUUUAUGUGUUAUUUAGUAGAGUUCUAAAACUCUCCAAUAAAAUACUGCAUUAUAGAAGAAUUGAGAAGAAUAAAAAUGGAUGAAAAAGUUAAAUGUUUUGAUUUAGGCCAGCUUCCCCAACUUGAUGGUUUUUAGAUGUUUUAGAGCUACAAAUUCCAAAAUUCUUAGCCACUAUGUUGAGACUUACAGAUCUGCGACUUGUAGUUCCAACACAUUUGAAAGGGCACCAGAUGGGUAAUGCUUUCAAUCAUUUGAACUGCUAUACAGGACUGUUAGUUUCUGAGUUUGUUCCUAUCAAAGAGGAUAGUUUAAUAAGUUCCUUUUUCAAGCAAACAUCAACUUGGAAGCAUAUGGCUCUGAUUUGAUGUCAGCUUUUGAGACAUGCCUUUUUUCUCACUGUUUCUGAAAAAGCCCACUUUUUAUUGCAAUGUUGUUCAUAGUAUAGAUUCUACUAUAGAAACAAUCAGAAGUUUGGUUCAAUAUUUUACUACUGAUUUUACUUCAUUUAUUUCUCAUGGAGGAUUACAUACUCUGGAAUGUUUUAGAUCCCGUAAUUUCUGUGCCACAAAGUUCAGUGCUACAUAAACCAGUUAUUUGUUUUGUUACUUCAUAUGUUCUCCAGAAACUGGAAUAUAACAGUGGGAUAAAAUUGAUACAUACUUUGUGCUUCAAAUAAUUCAAAGUGGAGGACUCUGCUAAAGAAUAAAGAAAUUCAGUGUUUGAAGCAAUUUUGGGUCAGUAUGAAAGAGGCAGUUUUCUAGAUCAAGAGAAGCAUUCUAAACCAAUUCUGCUUAAUUAUGAAUUUAACAUCAUAAAAACAUAAACUAGAUAAAUUGUUUUCAGAUAUAUUUCAAUGAUAUUGAAAACAGGAAAAGGAGAAACAUAAACCAAGCAACCUAGUUUUAAUACUUUUGACUCUUUAAUACACUGAAAACAAAGUUAUUGCUACUAAAUAGCUCAGCUUCUAAAUGCAUUGAAAAUUACUCGCCUUGAUAUUAGCCCCCCUGCCAAAUUGGCUCACUUUACAAUGUGAAGAGCAUCUAUCCUGGUUGGUAGAGAAUGUGAGGCUUGCUAUGUUCCUCUCAUAUAUCUGUUUUGUUCCCUACUCUUAUAUUUCUGUGCAUUGCUCUUCCUUCCUUUGAAGCAUUCUGUAGAAUUGUAGCUGCUUUUUUGUUGGAUCAUUUGACACUUAGAAUCAUAUGUAGAGUUGUGCUUGCUACUGGAAAUGUAAACUGGACUUGAAAAUGUAGUACACCUGUGUUCUAGAAUUAGAAUAUUUUGUUUUAAAUGAAGGCACUGAUGCUUUGAGAAUACUUUAAAUUAUUUAUCUUUUAAAAAUGAUUGUCGUUUGCUUUUGAUUUACAUUUGAUUAAUUAUGCUUAAAUGGAGAAACAUUUAAAAUCAAUCAUGUAUGGUUCUGAGAUCCAGUCUUUAUCAAAGCAGUCAGUACACUUACUUGCUUCCAACAAAGUUUGAUUUCCAACAAUCUAUAAUCUGGAAGAGUUGGACUUUCCAUAGGCCAUAGGUUUUAUACCUUAAAUGUAAUUGUCUUGAGUCCAUUCAGAAGAAGAAUUUUCUGUAAUAAUGAAAAUAUGAAAUGCUUUCAUCCAGUUCAAUAAUUGGGGGUGACUUUAAUGGAGUAGAGAAUUUUCUACAUCAAGGACUAAUUAAACUAAUUUGAAUGUCCUCCUUAAUUUUGUUUAUGGUUUCUUAGCUUAGAAAUGCUUGAUUCUCAAAUCUUGAUCAAAGCAUUUGUGCUGCUUUGGAAUCUUAACUCUGCAAUAUCGUCUACAUGUAUCCUGUUGGAAGUGGUAGUGUUUUUUGUUUUGAAGUCCCCCACCCUAAAAUCAGUCACAUUACUGUAGAAAUACAAUGUAGAGCGGUACAAACUAUGUACCUCCCCCAUUAGGUUUCAAAGCUUUCUGUAACAGAUGGGAUUGGAAUACAAAAAAGAAAUGAAUGAGCUCAAUCUUGGUUAUGUUUUCAAUCUGUUUGAAAUAAUAGCUCAUGUGCCUUAAAGUAUAUUAUAAGUAUUGUAAAAUACAUAUAAUGGAAGUCUAUUUUUGUUAAAAGCCCUUCAUAGUUAUGAGUCUCCAUACUUGCAAAGGUUAUUGAGAGAUAGAAUAUUAUGCUUACUCAGUGAAGGAAAACCUUUUUGUUCAAGUUAUAAACAUGUUAGUUUGAACAUCUUAAAACCAAAAACUGAUUUUGGUCUCUGUAGCCAUGAUGCAAAGUUCCACAGAGCUCUAAAUAGCCAAGAGCAUUGUAUGUGCAAUGGCUAGUUUGUUCUCUUUAGUGUUAAGUAUGUAUACUUGAUAUGUACAUGGAGCAUUCAGUAACAUUUAAAAGUGUGUUUCUCUGUAUGUUUGCUUAAAAGCCUUUUAUUAAUGAGCUAAUAAGCCUUAGUCCCAAUAGCCUGGCUUUGUGGAUGAAACGUAUAGCUGUACACAUUUGAAACACAACUCUUAAGUCUACAAACUUUGAAGAAAUACUCAGUUAUUUGCAUCUUACGUAUGUUUAUAUAUUUAUGCAUACCGAUAUGUGCCACUGUGUAUUAUCACAGAUAACUUUUCUGCCUAUUUUAUUUAACAUGGAAAGAUGCCAGGCUGUCUAGUGUACUAUCAUGAUCAGCCCAAAGGUUUUAGCUGUUUUCAGUAUGUUUGUGGAGAAAAUUACUAGAUAUGUGACUUUAGAGUGGCCAUAGUAGUUACAUUUAAUUUUUAAUGUAAAGGAAAAUACACAUAGUUUUUGUCCUGCCUCCACCCAUUAGAUUUUGGUGUGGCCCCAGGCAUGCUACCAAAAGGCCAAAUGUAACUCUUGGUCCAAAAAAUAGCCCAGAUCUAUAGCUUUACCCACGGAUGCACCUCUUUCACAGAUGUAGCAUGGGGAAGGCGAGUACAGGAAGGAGUAGGACCAGUACAUGUUUGCUAUUCUCUCUACUUACUGGCUGAAUGGGGGAGUUCAGUAUAAAGGAUACCUACCCCAAUAUUUAGCGUCAGUUUUUGUUCUCUUUGGAACAGUUGCCAGACAUAAAACUAAAAUUUCUGUUCAGCCUGGAAUCCAAAGUUAUCAAGCAUAAGCAUUAUAGUUUGUUUCCUUCUGGCAAAGCAUUGUGAGUAACAAAGCCAGAUUUCUCUCUGUGGCCACUUACUUGGUAAUCUCUGUGGAAUUUUGAAAAAGUGCUAUGCGUAGUAAUCUAGCAUUUAACUUGUGGGUUUGGAAUGGUUGAGAGUAUUCCAAAUAAUGUUUGAUGAAAAGAUACUACAUUAUGGUUAUUAUUUAGGUGUGUAUGAAAGGGCAUUAAAAGUGCAGGUUUCAGCUAUAAUUGUGCGUGUGUGCGUGUAGCCGUAUUGUGGCUGUAAUUCUGUCAAGAUGCACAAAGCACAGUGAGCCAUUUAAAAUUGCCCAUUUCUAGAGUAAUGAUUCUUUUACUUCAAAUAAUGAAACUCUUCAUUUUUAAAUGCUUUCAAAGCUACUACAUUUUAACUGUAAUGUUAGUAUCUUUAUAUAGCUGUGGGAGAUAGAAUUCAUGUAAUGGAUCUUGCUGCUUUUAAAAACUGCCUGCUCUAUUACAGGUGAAAUUGGACAUGCACUGUGAGGCUAAUACUUGAAAGAAUGUGGCCUUAUUUUUUCUUUAUAGCAUCAUGCUACAGGAUGCUAACCCUUAUAUUUAUAUGACUGUCUAUCUUCCACCUGUUCUGUGUUAGAACAUUCCUCCCUCUGAUGAUAGAUUUGCUUUUUAACAUCCUUCUGGAAGAUGUUAUCUUUCACUGCACUCUGAACUUUUAAAUAUUGCCUCAUUUAAGGAUACACUUUUGUACAUAUUUCACAAAUGGAUGCCCCCAUGCCAAUGCUUAGAUACAUGUUUCUUAAUUUCUACUUCAAAUGCUAGUUGCUAGUCCUCCAAACAUGCAUAUUCUUUUUUUUAAAAGUGCUUGCUGAUGUUUUUUCCAUUAUAUGUUUAUAAUAUUUUAUCCCAUUAAUAUUUCAAGUUUUAGCCAAUUAAAAAUGUUGCUUUGCCAUAUUCUCAGGUCUUGAUAUUUAAGAACUUAAGCCUCCUAGAAUGUUAUGUUUAGUAAUGUUACUAAAACCUGCAAUUUGCAGCAGAAAUGCAGCUCUUUACCCAUGACAUCGCUGCUUUGAUCAAAGCAGUGGUCGGACAUCUUUUUUAGGUUAGUCAUGGCACAUGUAGCAAAUUACUGUAGAAUCUAAGAGUAACCUUUAUAAAAUGUGCAACAGUAUGAUGAAGUUGGAAUGAAUGAUUGAAAGCCACUGAAGACUUUGAAUUUACAGAAUCUUAGGGUGGAUUUAAGAGUAAAUUUGCACCAGAUCUGUGGAGAGAUUGCAGUUCUGUUGAUAACAAGCUGGCUUAACUAAUGAUAACAUCAAAGACGUUCUGGAAUAUCAAGUGUUAUUGGACAUUGAAAGGGAUUACACUUCUCUGUUGAUAUCUCUACAGAAAGCAUAAUGUUCAUUCUUAUCAAGAGAGUAACUCCAAGUUGUAGAAUAUUUGCUUUCAGGAGGAGUAUUUUAGAAAAUGAGAUGUGUGUUUGUGUCUGUAUAUAGAUGUACACAUUAUAUGCAAAUCUGUGGGUUUCCUUAAUUUGUAAAGGACAAAUGAAAGCCUAUUUUCUUAUACUUUGAAUAAAAUGUUGUGUGUAUAACCAGCCUUGACUGAAUGGCAUAUAUAUUGCAAACACAGUUGCAUCUUUUUUGUGAAACAAAAAUAAAACUCUUUAAAUAUAAUCUUAAAUGACUAUCUUGUAUUUUUACUUUAGUAAAAGUAGUUGAAACACA